Salvia miltiorrhiza (redroot sage) is the source of this 659-nucleotide messenger RNA. Its product is annotated as non-specific lipid-transfer protein-like. Bases 106 to 447 code for a protein of 113 amino acids. Gene Ontology annotation, molecular function: fatty acid binding. The record is from RefSeq and is a predicted model, not a curated record. Lineage: Eukaryota; Viridiplantae; Streptophyta; Magnoliopsida; Lamiales; Lamiaceae. The transcript has 2 exons. Gene Ontology annotation, biological process: systemic acquired resistance.
CCUCUUUUCACACUACCCAAACCUCCUCUAUAAAAUCCCAUGCAAUAAUCUUCUAACAUUCACUUCUCAUCCACACCACAAAUAUUCCAAACUUAACAAACAACAAUGGCUGCUCUGUUCAAGGUUGUUUGCCUCGUCGCCUUGCUCGCUGCUGCGGCGGAGGGAGCAGGCGGCAGCGCGUGCGGCAAACUGUCCCCGGACAAAGUGGCGGUGCAGCUGGCGCCCUGCGCGGCUGCAGGGCGAGACCCCAAGGCCGCGGUGUCGAGCAGCUGCUGCCUGCAAGUGAAGAGGAUUGGGAGGAAUCCUAAAUGCCUAUGCGCCGUUCUACUCUCGGCCACGGCCAAGGCCUCCGGCGUCAAACCGGCCGUUGCCAUCACCAUCCCCAAACGCUGCCGUUUGGCUAACCGACCCGUCGGCUUCAAGUGUGGGCCUUACACCUUGCCUUGAAUCAAGCGUUGAUUCGUACAGAAAUGGACUACUAGUGGUAGUAACUAGUGAAUAAUAUACUGCUGAUAUAAUUUGCAAUCGGAUCAUUAUGUAUAACUACGAGUUAAUUACUUUGUCUAAUUGUGUUACUUAUAACAAAUAAUCACAGUUCCUCUCGUAUCCAUGUAACAUCACGAAUGUUCUUUUAUAUACACACGAUGCAUAUUACAAAA